AUGCGCAUACUGCAUGCAUUAAGCCCUGCCGAGCGCGAGGGGUCUCCAGUAUACCGCCGGGUUCUCGCAGUAACCUACGACCUCGACAUAGAUAUUUCGCUCCGUUCAGCAAUUCCACCUUUACAGCCCAUCCCGACCGCGUCUCUGAAACAACUUUUCGAUGAUCGCAUCAAGAACACGAAUUACCAUCACCCCAAUCAUAAUUUUGCUUCCUCCUAUAUCUUUGACCUGUUGGAUUCGUACUAUGAAUUGACCAACCUGAAAGGCCAUGUGUACCGUGAGCUCUACUCCACCUCUGCCGACGAUAAAAGUGAUGCAGAGAUUAUCACAAUCGUCGGUCAGCUCGACACACUUCUCCAAGCCUGGAGAGACGGUAUUCCCCAUGAUUAUCGGCCAGAGCUCGCUAGACCUGACGACAUUGUCAGAAGGGAUCCACAUCUGUCUAUUCUAUACAUGCAUUUCAGCUAUUACAGCUGCAUUUUGGCUAUCCACAGGAGAGCAAUCAGUCGAGCAACAUGGUCAAUGGACAUCGACCCUCGCUCUAAUCGGCCUUUGUCUCUUCGCUCGCCAAAUCCGCGAACAUUGGUGUCUGCUCAGCUGUGUAUGCGGGCUGCACGAGAAUUAAUGGAACUAGUCCGACAUAUUCCACGAGAUCAUGCAUUAUUCGCAGGUUCCAUCGCAUACGGUACGAUGUUCGCCUUUAUGAUCCUCUCCAUGCUCAUUGUGCAAGAUCCACAAGUCGCUACCGGGAGCACAGACACCAAACUAAUGCUUACGGUGGAAAACUUCUUCUCAGAAAUUUCCAUGAUCCGAUCGGAUGAGAAUAUUACUAACUUUGUACAAUGCUGCGCCCGAUAUCGAUCGAUUGCAGAAGCAGCAAUCAAGCAGAGCCAAGAGGGUGUGUUGGAAAAAUAA
This is a messenger RNA of Aspergillus melleus, 915 nucleotides long. Its product is annotated as fungal specific transcription factor domain-containing protein. The transcript has 3 exons. The coding region runs from base 1 to 915 and encodes 304 amino acids. The record is from RefSeq and is a predicted model, not a curated record. Lineage: Eukaryota; Fungi; Ascomycota; Eurotiomycetes; Eurotiales; Aspergillaceae.